This is a messenger RNA of Cornus florida, 3172 nucleotides long. Its product is annotated as mini-chromosome maintenance complex-binding protein-like. Bases 1160 to 2878 code for a protein of 572 amino acids. Gene Ontology annotation, biological process: DNA-templated DNA replication. Gene Ontology annotation, molecular function: chromatin binding. The transcript has 14 exons. NCBI's taxonomy places the organism in Eukaryota, Viridiplantae, Streptophyta, Magnoliopsida, Cornales, Cornaceae. The record is from RefSeq and is a predicted model, not a curated record.
UGGAGUAGGCAAGUUACUAGCAUGAAAUAUGCAGCAAGUGUACAAUUUGAAGAUAGUUAAGACACUUGUUAUUUGUUUGCAAUAUUCAAAGAGAACACAUGGCUAGGUGCAAUGGUGGGAACAAGAAGGUAGCUUAUUAAAACUGAGGCCAGAGUACUAGGAUCAAAAUCCUCUCACGUCACGUUUUCUCCCGUGGUUCUAAGGGGUGGGUGAGUUUCAUCACUAUCAAAGAUGAAUUUCUUCGAUUCUGCAAUGGUAAAAUUUCACCAAUUCCCAAAUAGUAACAAACGAUUGAAAUUUCACUAUUAUAAUAACGAAAUUCUUCAUUCAUAAUAAUAAAAUUCUCAUAGCAGGAAACCGCGGGAGCGGAAAAAUCAUGACUGGAGAUGAUUUUGAUCCUCAGUAAUAAGGUUGGACCUUGCCUGAAAUUGAUUAAACACAAAGAACACACAUAACUUUGACAGAGCCACAUUUAUUCAUUUCCUAAACAACAGAGCAAGUGUAGGAAAUCUUAUUUGGUCAGUGAUAAGUAAAAAAAUGAUGGCCUUGUCACGUGUUCUUCCCAUUUCAAUAUAAAAUAGUAAUCCCUUUAUUUGUAACGUAGGAGAAAAUUUUUCUUUCACAUUUAAUACUUCGUUAUCAAUGCUAUUAACUAAUUGUAUAAUUUCAAAUAAGUAAAAAUGUCUUAUUUUAGUAAAUUAUAUCACUACAUGUCUACCUGGCAAUAUUUAAUAAGUUAGAUAAUAUCAUAUCAUCGCUACAAUGAACUUAUUUAAAAUUUUCUCUUAUCGUGUAACUUAUUGACAUGCACAACUAUUAUUAUCAUAUCACAUAAAUUAUACUAUUAUUCGAAAAAUGAAUGAAUAGAUCCCCUUUUUAUUUCUAGGAAGGCUUUCACACACUACUGUUACAAUUGUUUAUGACUCCGUAAUCUUAUCAAUACUGUUACAAGUGUGUUCUAGUGGUGUCACUAUAAUAAUAAAAAAAUUAAUUAAGCUGAGUCUUAAUGUAAAUUGCCCUGAAACCCAUUUUAUAGUAUCAUAGCCCCAAAUUGGCGGGAAUCCAUGUCCCCGAGACUUGGCGGGAAAAUAUACCUAGUUUCCUAUUAGGGCGGGAAGGCAGGCAAAACAAUUUCAGGGAGAGAGAGAAACGGAGAGAGAUGGUUGGAGUACCGUACGAUUGCCUGGUGAACCCUCUCGGAGCCGUACGAUUGACAUUCGAGAAGGCGGUGGCCUCAGGCUCAGAUCCGGCCACUUUCAAUGGCGGAGACUGGGGUGCCACCGAUCUCUUCCGCGACUUCCUUUUUGAUAGCGGCGGCCUCUCUCAGGUACCGAUAGUUAAUCCUGCAAAUCUCAAAUGGGUUCAACCCAACACUCUAGUUCGAUUUCGGGGAAUGAUACAAGACAUGCUGGGUAAUGAGUUAUAUGUUGGUGCCUAUAAGGAUGGGGCAAUGUGGAGAACCAACAAGUUUAGUGAUGUUCCUCAAGUUCCCAUUUGUUCAUCAUCUGAUAUGAGGAUCUGGGAACGCCGUCUGCUAUAUUGUGUUCCUGUACCCGGGCAGAAUAAAUGGACUGAAUGUUCUUCUGAAGUUCUGCUAAACCAAUGUACAAACUGGACAUCCCCAAAUAGGGAUAAGCGGCAGAGGGAGGAUGGGGCAGCUACUGAUGACAUGGAUCUGCAAGUCUCAGAUAAUGAGUUGCAGGGUACUCCAUGUACUAAAAAGAUGCGAGGGUGUGAACCCCAUUCCCAGUCUUCUCUUCAACAGGAGUCCACAAUCGAGGGCUUUUCUCCUAGUAUAUGUAUGGCUCCCGAUUUUGACAGAAACUUUCUUCCUUGUCUGGUGAAGAUAUAUGAGUCUCCCGAGUCUGACUUGAAGCUGAAUGAUGUUUUUGAGUUUGUUGGUGUUCUAACGUUUGAUCUGGAGCUUACAGUGGACAAGGAUGAUACUGAGAAUUUAGAAAAUAGUUUCUGUGACGAUGAAUUGUCGCAUUUGCCUCCUAGCAAGGUACCACAGCUACAUUGUCUUGUACAUCGGAAGCUUGCAGCUCAUGACUUUCUUUCUAGUUCCCCUGUGAUGGAGCCAAAAACCCAUUUGGUGAAAGAGUCGAGGACUGCUUUGCUGAAGCAUCUCACUUCUGUUCUUGGAAAUGAUGGGGUGGCAGCUCAUUUCAUGUUGUUGCAUCUUUUGUCCAGGGUGCAUGCUAGGGUAGAUACACUUGCGGUGGGGAAGCUCUCACUUAAUCUUACUGGUUUUAGCGAGAAAAGUGUGUCUGUUUUUGGGAAUAGUGUUAACCUUGCUAUCAAGAAUCUUCUACCUUUCACUCAAUGUAUACCCCUAACAGUGGAUUAUCUCAACACUGCUUCACUUGCCCCAAGAAAGGAUUACCAGACGAACAGACUGGUAUCUGGAGUUCUGCAGCUAGCUGAGGGUUCACACUUGACAAUUGAUGAGACGCAGUUACAAGCAGGGACUCUCAACUCUAUUGGGGUUGAAAAUGUGAGAUUGUUGAAAAGCCUAAUGGAGUCCCAAAAAGUGGAGUAUGAUUUUCAGUAUUAUAAAAUGGAGAUGGCAGCAGAUGUCCGAUUACUAAUUUUGUCGGAGGGGAAAUCAAACAUCCUACCAGCAGAUCUAGUUCUUCCUUUCCGUCCAUCUUCGGUGGGUUCCUCUGAAAUUGAGGAUGCAGAAGCUGUGAAAGCUUGGAGAUGGUACUUGGCUACUCUUGGAUCCCUGCCACAUUCUAUUGAAUCAGAAAUGCUCAAGGUGGUAGAAGAUGAUUUGGUUGCAGCAAGGCAAGCAGAUCGGAGCUUAUGCAGCCGGGAUUUUAGCAGGUUAUUUAUGGCUGACAAUGAGCCGUUUAAUGUCCCUGAGCUUUGGUGAAACCUCCCUAUCACUGGAACACUGGCAAAUGGUCAAGGAACUUGAGAGGCUCAGAGGGGAGAGGCUCCGGUGUAGUUUUUAACCAAUUUGUUUGGAAGGAAAUAGGGUGUUAGUUGAUGUAAAUUAUAAAUUCAUGGUAUGGACUAGAUUCAGUUAGUUGAAUCAUUUUGUAUGCAAUGGGAGUUGCUGCAAUGAAGAAAAAAAAAAUUCCCAAGAAAUACAAUGGGUGUCAGAAUGGUCUCUUCUUGAGUUGGAUCCAUUUGUUUGAUUUAGACUUCGAAUUUGAUUAUACCA